UGGCUGCAAGCGCAGUCCGCUUGAUACUAGAGUUGAGGCGCGAGAGAAAGCGCGAGAGAGCCGCAUGAAAUCUCUGCGGUGCAGAGCUGGAAAAAGCAGCUUCUCAGCGAAAAUCAGACGCCCUAUUUAAUCUGCUCACUUGCUCCCUUAAUUUUUUCCUGGAGAAAAAAAGAGGACUUACCAAGAAGUUGCAACGAGGACUGGUUCCCGUCUCGGCGAGCAAACUUGGUAUUUCAUGCUACAGCAAGUCACCGCGCAGCGCUGGAUGAACCAAAAGAACAACUGCAUGAAACAAGAAAGGAGAGAAGAGACGCUGAUUCACAAAUCCGUUUUGGCGACGCUCGCAAGCUCAUUUGCGUACCUGCAAAAGAGUCGCGACGGCAGCAUGAGCGCAGAGUUGAGCAUGGGCCCGGAGUUACCCAGCAGCCCUCUGGCUCUGGAAUAUGUCAACGAUUUUGACCUGAUGAAGUUUGACGUCAAGAAGGAGGGUUUGGCCGGCCUGGAACGCGGAGGAGUGCGUCAGUGCAACCGCCUCCAACCGCAAGGCUCCGUGUCGUCCACGCCGAUCAGCACGCCUUGCAGUUCGGUGCCUUCGUCGCCCAGCUUCAGCCCCACGGAGCAAAAGAACCACCUGGAGGAGUUGUACUGGCUUCCUAGCGGCGGCUACCACCAGCAGAUGGACCCCCAGACUCUCAGCCUCACCCCCGAGGACGCAGUGGAGGCCCUGAUCGGUGCCACGACCCACGGCCAUCCUGCGCCGCCGCCACACGUCCAGCAGCAGCUGCAGCAGCAGCAGCAGCACCAAGGCGCAUUCGAAGGCUACAGGGGUCCGCAUCACCACCACGGCCACCACGGCCACGGCCACGGCCAGCCUCACCACCACCCGUAUGCGGGGGCUAUGAGCCACCACGCCGAGGAGCUGUCAGCUCACCCGGGAGCGCACAGCCACCCGCACGGCCAGCAUCAUCAUCACAGCAACAACAACCAGGACCCCGACAGCCCGUCCCCGGUGUCCCCGGAGGCCCACCCGACGCUCCACCACCACCGCCACCAUCACCACCACCACCACCACCAUCCGCACGGCCACUUGGGCCAGUCGGCGGCACACGGCGGCGGCGGCGGCGGCGGCGGGCUCAGCGUGGAGGAGCGCUUCUCGGACGACCAGCUGGUGUCCAUGUCGGUGCGGGAGCUCAACAGACACCUGCGCGGCUUCACCAAGGACGAGGUCAUCCGCCUCAAACAAAAGCGCAGGACCCUGAAGAAUCGCGGCUACGCGCAGUCGUGCAGGUUCAAGCGGGUGCAGCAGAAGCACGUGCUGGAGAACGAGAAGACGCAGCUGAUGAACCAGGUGGAGCAGCUCAAGGCAGAAAUCAGCCGCCUGGCCAGGGAGAGGGACGCCUACAAACUCAAGUGCGAGAAACUCGCCGGCUCUGGAUCGGGGCCCAGCGGCGGCUUCCGCGAGGCGGGCUCGACCAGCGACAACCCCUCCUCGCCAGAGUUCUUCAUGUGAGUUGUUUUCCCAGGACCACGGACGACCGAGAGACAGCAUUCACCCCGAACACAAAUUGACUGAUGACAACACUGACAAGAAACCGAUUAGGACUCCGGGGCGACAAAUAGAUCCACAUGUAAUCACGUGUCCAUCCAGGCGUCCACCGAGGUGUCGUGGCAGCGUCUUUGUAAACUAGACUUGCUCGUUGAUGAGACUUUUCAAUUCUCUCCUCCGAGAAAAUAAUCGCCAGAUGAACUGUGGCCCUCCUUGAGGCUUUUACCACAUAAUCUUGCUGUUAAAUGGUGGAGCACGCAGGCUCAGCAAGGAGGCCUGGCGUCGAGAAUCCCCCCCCCCCCAAAAAAAUAAAAACAAAACAAAACAAACAAAAACAAGCAAGACUCCACUUUAUGCAAAUCUGUCGACUAGCCAGACACCGGGGAGGACAUUUUAUGCAACAUCUCAUUGAUUUCUUGCCUGCUUGGUUAUUAUAUUCCAAUAUAUAGAGAAACAAACGAAAACAUGCAUUAAAUAUUAAUCCUGCAUGCUGGACAUGUAUGGUAAUAAUUUCUAUUUUGUACUUUCAUUAUCUCCUGUAUAUUAAUAAGAGCAUGUUGUUGAUCUGCGCUUCUCCAUAUAGUUUUUGGGGAGGGAUCGAGAAAAGCAGCGGGGACAGAACAGCAGGACUGCCUGUGCAGCAUCGUAUAGCGUCAUAUGCUCGCGGCCGGCGGGGAAGGCUGGGGGAAUUAUUUGGGCUUGUAAAUAUUACGCAACCGCAAAACUGCACAAGAUCGAGGAGGCUGGUUUGAACUUCUUUCUUUCUUUGUGUUACGUUUCUCAUUUAUAUUUUUUACGUUCAAUUAUCAUUUCUCAUUUGCGGGACUGACUGAGAGAGGAGUGCACUUUUGUUCCAUGUUUGGCUGUUGAAUUGGAGACGACAACAACAACAAACUUUGCGGCGAGUGCACUUUUGGAUGAUGAUUUUUUUGGGGAGCAAGUUUUCAUUUUGACAUUUGCACAGACCCCCCCUCCGGGAAAACAAUUCGAUGCUUUAAGAUUGAAGUGCAAAAAUAAAUAUUGACGGGAGUUUAUGACGACGUUAUCUUUUCGGGGGACGCAGAUUACACGAUUGUCUAUUGACUCAUUAACAUACACACUCAGGGUGAGAAUUUGGACAGGCAAUAAUAUUUAAAAAUGACGUGAUAUUUCUACCCCCUUUACCUUGUGAUUUGGUUGAUUGUGAACAGAAAUAAUCAAAAUAAUUUCGAUUGACAGCCACUUGUAGCAUCAUUAGCGCAGCAAAGAUUUAUAGAUUGUAUUGCAGCGUAUUUCUUAUUUAGGUAUGUCGUGAUGCAAAGUUUGUCAUUCUUGUUGUGUUUUCCUGAUUUUUUUUCUGCAGGCCAGGGAAAAAAGGGGAUUCGGGUGGUGCAAAUGCUCAAAAUGAAAAUAUUUUAUAUGUUAUUACGUGCUGAUUUGAUUUGUUUGUAUUAUUAUUUUAUGAUUCUGGUUCUGCUGGCCAGAUGCAUAGUUACAUAAAGUUUUUAUUUUAAUGAUUUAAAUUAACAGAUUGUCAGAUCAUAUCGAAUAAGCAUGGUGCUUGCAUUUGAAAGUAUUGUUGAAAAGUCAUGCAUUUAUCAAUCUUUGGUUUUCUUGAUUCAACUGUGUUGAAAUCGAACUGAAACUGCAGCAGCGGGUUGUUGUUUUGUUUUCAGCAUUGCCAUGUACUUUGUCAUGUUGGGGAUCAAUUUUCAAUCCUGUUUAUAUGAAUAAUAUAGUUAAACACUUAAAUUUGAACUGUUCCAUUCAGGCUGGUUUCUGUUUUGUCUUAUUUUGGGGUUGUUUUUGGAAGAAAUUGUUUCCUAUUUUGCUUAUUAAAGUCAUCGAAAUGGCAA
Molecule: messenger RNA, 3381 nt
Organism: Hippocampus comes (tiger tail seahorse)
Lineage: Eukaryota; Metazoa; Chordata; Actinopteri; Syngnathiformes; Syngnathidae
Gene: mafba
Product: MAF bZIP transcription factor Ba
Exons: 3
Coding region: 236-1510 (424 amino acids)
Biological process (GO): regulation of transcription by RNA polymerase II
Cellular component (GO): nucleus
Molecular function (GO): RNA polymerase II cis-regulatory region sequence-specific DNA binding; DNA-binding transcription factor activity, RNA polymerase II-specific
Source: RefSeq, a predicted model, not a curated record